This is a messenger RNA of Octopus bimaculoides (California two-spot octopus), 1452 nucleotides long. Its product is annotated as IQ domain-containing protein K. Lineage: Eukaryota; Metazoa; Mollusca; Cephalopoda; Octopoda; Octopodidae. The record is from RefSeq and is a predicted model, not a curated record. Gene Ontology annotation, molecular function: protein binding.
GGUAACGUAUUUUGAGUCUUAAUAAUCCAAAUAAAAUAUUUUGUGAGAAUAAUAAACAACGGCCUAAAUCCCUUGAUAGAAUAAUAACAUUGCGUUUAAAAACAACAACAACAAAAUGGUAAGCGACACUAUUAAAUUGUUUUAAGAGAGAUUUUAGCAAGCUGUUUACGAUACGUUGUAGAAACGAAGAACAGAAAAGAAAGGAAAAUUGUAUUUCUUGAAUAAUGUAUUUCAAAACGCCUGCGGAAAGGAACGAUGGAAAAGUCAAAUAUCACGCUGAAAUGUAUACUAGAAACAUCUUAUGUUCAUAGAAGAUAAAUAAAGAUAGCUUUAUACACACACACACACACACACACACAUAUAUAUAUAUAUAUAUAUGAUUGAACAGAAACAAACGCUAUAUACAGUGUUGAAUUCUAGACGAGACGUAUAGACUUAAACAAGAGACAAUGGCAAAAAUAGUCGAAAUUGCUGAAGAGCAUUUGUGGGACUCUAUAUGUGGAGAAUCUGAUGAACCAUUUCCUAUCUGCUCAAAAGAUGAUGUUCUUCACGAAGAUUAUGACCCAGCAUUGCACCAUCCUGUUUUCUGUGGUUAUUUGUGUGCCAAAGUAGAUACCUAUGAAGAUGCAGCAGCAGAUUUUGACCCAGCUACCAGCCAUCCUGCAUGUGUGGGUUAUGUCCUCAUUGAUAUACCUAAAAAGCAUGUUAAACCCAAGUGUGAUGAAGCUCCUGAUCCCAAAACAUGUGAACCAAGUGAAUAUCUGCAGUAUUAUAUAUUCCCACUGUUGGUUCCUGCAUUGACAGAAGUUUUGAGACAGGCCAAACUAGAAAACUGCUUUGUGAGGAAAAAAACCAAAUUUAACUGUGCAGAUUUCCUGACAGAAUAUCUGUAUAAGAACAAUCCAAAUUAUAAUGAUCGGCAGGACAUUACUUUGUGGGAUAUUCCAUUUGUUAAGGAAUGGCUUAAAGACCAUGAAAAGUUCUUUGAUUAUCUCAUAUCCACACCUUUGUUGUCGUUAUUCUCAGUGACUUCAAUGCUCAUAGCUCUUCUUAACUCUCACACUCCUCUCAGACUGGUACGCUGUCAGCCUGAAAUUCAAGAACUACGACGAUGGCAGUGGGACUGGAAAGAAGAGAACAGAGGAAUACGGCUACAAGUUAAUGAAUUUUGGAACAAGAAAAUGCCUAACUAUCAUCCUGGAACAGAAAGUGAAGAAAAUAUUUCAUCCUCCAGUAUUCAAUAACUUUGAGGAAACAUACGACAGAAAUGAAUGAAGUUUUUGGUGGAUGGGAGACAUUGUACAUCAUUUCUUUGAUGGAAUGUGUAACAUUCAUUUCAUACAAAGAAUGUGGAUAUAAUGUAAGCAUAGUGAUAACAGUGGAAAAAUAACAAUUUGAGGCAUUUAUAUAUAAGUGAAUUAUAAAGUAUUAAACCUUAAAUCUUUAAUCUUU